AUGAUAUUGAAAUGGGAUUGGCUUCGGCUAUGGAGUUUGGUUUGCAAAUGGCCAGGAACUUACAGGUGGGAGACUACAUUGUUGAAACAAAUUGUUUGGGGCUUUGCCCAGAAGGUAGAGGUGGCGGAGACCAUUCAUACUGAAAUUGGGGUAGUUUGCCACAAUAUACAAAACAUGCUCAGGGAGUUCGAAGGUGGAACGUGGCGGCAUGUACGUCGAGAUGCGAAUGAGGCAUCACACAUUGUAGCACAUAUGAAGGCUCGGUGGGAUUAG
Molecule: messenger RNA, 273 nt
Organism: Linum tenue
Lineage: Eukaryota; Viridiplantae; Streptophyta; Magnoliopsida; Malpighiales; Linaceae
Source: the annotation of a GenBank genome assembly